GUACCAGAGCCCAGUGAAGAGAGGCUGGUGGGUGGACCGACAGACAGACGCAGACAGGGAAGCUGAGCCCUCCGCCCACAGUCCGCGCCAGCGCCGCUACAACCCGCUCCCCGGUCGUCUGUCCAGCCAACCCUCACUAGGGUGCCUGCAGUUCCCGGCCCCAGACCUCCGCCAGCUGAUCGGCGCCUCGGGUUCGCCAUGCGCUCCGCCGCUGUCCUGGCGCUUCUGUUCUGCGCCGGGCAAGUCAUUGCCCUUCCUGUGAACAGCCCUAUGAAUAAAGGGGACACUGAGGUGAUGAAGUGCAUCCUUGAGGUUAUCUCUGACACGCUCUCCAAGCCCAGCCCCAUGCCUGUCAGCCAGGAGUGUUUCGAGACACUCCGAGGAGAUGAGCGGAUCCUCUCAAUCCUGCGACAUCAGAAUUUGCUGAAAGAGCUCCAAGACCUUGCUCUCCAAGGUGCCAAGGAGAGGGCACAUCAGAAGAAACACAGCAGUUUUGAGGAUGGACUCUCAGAGGCCCUUGAGAAGCAAAAUGACCAGGCCGAGCUGAAAGAGGCGACGGAACAGGCGUCCUCCAAGGAGGCUGCGGAGAAAAGAGGGGAUUCUAAAGAGACAGAGAAUGGCGGAGACACAGAUGCAGCCAGGCCCCAGGCCUCCCCAAAGCCUGGCCAAGGGUCCAAGGUCGAGGAGGACAGCCAGGCCCCGGGGGAACAGGAGGCUGCCAACACCGACCCCCCAGACAACCUUCCCAAUCAGAAACACCCAGGCCCACAGGCCGAGGAGGACAGCGAGAGCCUCUCCCAGGGCCUAGUGGACAGACAGAAGGGUCUGAGUGCAGAGCAAGGGCAGCAGGCAAAGCGAGACGAGGAGGAGGAAGAGGAGGAGGACGCAGAGGUUGGAGAGAAGUCUGUCCCUGGAGAAGAAAGCCCCACCGAGGCAUUUAACCCCCACCCAAGCCUUGGCUACAAGGAGAUCCAGAGGGACGAGACUGCUCCAGGUUGGUCCAAGGCUCUGGCUGUGGAUGGAGCCAGGAAGACUGGGGCUGAGGAGGCUCAGCCCCCCGAGGGGAAGGGGGAGCGGGAGCACUCCCGGCAGGAGGAGGAGCCAGCCGAGGCCCCACGAGACCUCUCCCGGGGCGGGAAGAACAGGGAGCUGGAGCAGGAACAGGAGGAGGAGCAGCUCUCCAAGGAGUGGGAGGAGGCCAAGCGAUGGAGCAGGAUGGACCGGCUGGCCAAGGAGCUGACGGCCAAGAAGCGGCUGGAGGGGGAGGACGAGGACGAUGACCCUGACCGCUCCAUGAAGCUCUCCUUCCGGGCCCGGGCCUAUGACUUCAGGGGCCCUGGGCUGCAGCUGCGUCGAGGCUGGAGGCCGUCCUCCCGGGAGGACAGCGUGGAGGCGGGCCUGCCCCUCCAGGUGCGCAGCUACCCGGAGGAGAAGAAGGAGGAGGAGGGCAGCGCCAACCGCAGAUCAGAGGACCAGGAGCUGGAGAGCCUGUUGGCCAUCGAGGCGGAGCUGGAGAAAGUGGCCCACCAGCUGCAGGCGCUGCAGCGGGGCUGACACACCGGCCGGCCCCCCCAGCCAGGGCCCCGAGGCAGCCAGUGGUCCUGGCUCUGUUGUCCCCUUUGCAGGUCCUGGCCAGACGGCCCGGGCGCUGCUUCUGGCAGAGAGGCUGCUCCCAGCCUGCGCAAGCCCAGGCCACCCUGUCGCCCCCUCGCUCCUUUCCUCCUGCUCUUGACUCCGACCCCAGUGCAGCCCCCUGCAGGGCAGACCCCCCCCCACCCCACGACUUUAAAAGGUGAUCUUUUCUCUCUGGACACAGGCAGCUUUCUAGAAGUUUCCUUUCCAUCAUCAGAGCUAUUGGGCACAACUGCAAUAACUUCUGGCCUUUGGGUGAAAGCUGAGAACUUCUGACUGUAAUAUAUUCUGUACAAAAUUUAUCUAAGGAAAAAUAAAUCUGCUCUGGGCUU
Molecule: messenger RNA, 1964 nt
Organism: Ailuropoda melanoleuca (giant panda)
Lineage: Eukaryota; Metazoa; Chordata; Mammalia; Carnivora; Ursidae
Gene: CHGA
Product: chromogranin A
Exons: 8
Coding region: 199-1554 (451 amino acids)
Biological process (GO): defense response to bacterium; negative regulation of catecholamine secretion; negative regulation of insulin secretion
Cellular component (GO): chromaffin granule
Source: RefSeq, a predicted model, not a curated record